CGGUAUUAGCGUAGGAAAAUUGCCCGAGUAAUUUACAAACAGUAUUUAUACCACCUAUCCGUUCAUUUAUUCUUCAUCCCGCAACAUGUUUGGCCAUAUUGUAUUGCUCUUCUGUGUUCUGACAGUGGCUUCUGCCCAGAGUCCUAUCAGAGUACGCCAUUAUAUAACUGUCAAUGCAAACAACAACAUCCACUAUGGUGACAGAUCCCACGUUCAAUACCGGGGUAACGGUUUGCAACCAAUUUGCAAGCAGCUGGACCGUGACCUAAUGAUCGAUAAACUGCUAUAUGACAGAAUUACUAUUGAACACAGCGGAUCAUAUCAUACGGCGGGUGGAGUGGUGUCAGGUGUUGGAGUAGAGUUUCAGCAGGUUCAUGAGAGUGACCAAUCAUUCCGCACACUUCUGAUACUUGUUUUUAGAAAUGAACAGGAAUACACAAAUUUUCUCACUCUCUGAUCACCCAUCCGUCAUGCUCCCGUCGUGAUUUUCUAGAAAUGUUUCUGAUACAUUGUACGUGAGUUUACAUAAAGCCUUAUAUUGCC
Messenger RNA from Mizuhopecten yessoensis (Yesso scallop), 543 nucleotides. RefSeq lists its product as uncharacterized. Lineage: Eukaryota; Metazoa; Mollusca; Bivalvia; Pectinida; Pectinidae. The record is from RefSeq and is a predicted model, not a curated record. Bases 86 to 457 code for a protein of 123 amino acids. The transcript has 4 exons.